AUGAUUGCUGCCACUUCAGUGUACGAGGUGGUUGCCAUCACUGGUGAUGAGAGAGGAGCAGGCACUGAUGCCAAUGUGUUUAUUACUCUUUUUGGAGAGUAUGGCAUCACACCCAAAGUCCACCUGGCUAGCAAGAGUUGCACAGCAUUCGAAAGGGCCAAAACAGAUGUGUUCAGAAUUAGAACUCACAAUGUUGGAUCCUUGAAAAAGAUACGGAUUGAGCAUGACAACACUGGCCUUAAUCCCAGCUGGUUCUUGGACAGAGUCGUGGUAACGGAUGUGAUUCGACCUCAUCUGAGGUUCUAUUUUGCUUGUAAUAACUGGCUCAGUAAGAUAGAAGGAGAUGGCCUUUAUAUCAGAGACCUGCUGGGCAGCAUAGACCCCAUGGACAUACCCAAAUAUAAUAAAUUUGUUGUGAGUGUUUUCACUGCAGAUGUAAAAGGCAGUGGCACAGAUGCAGAUGUCUUUAUUAACAUCUUUGGGGAGUUUGGAGAUACAGGGGAGAGGCGACUUGACAACGACAAAAAUAACUUUGAAAAGGGCACAGAGGACAAAUUCACCAUCGAUGCACCGAACUUGGGCAAAAUUAGAAAGAUCACCAUUGGACAUAAUAACAAAGGCUCCUCAGCAGGAUGGUUUGUGGAGAAGGUGAUAGUAGAUGAUCUUGGAAACAAACUAGUGUAUGAAUUCCCCAUCAGCCGCUGGUUUGCCAUCGAUGAGGAUGAUGGGAAGAUCCAGAGGGACGUUUUGGUUGGAGGGAGUCAGCCCACAGGUAUUGUGUACAAUGUCCAGAUUGUGACAGGAAACAUCCGGGGUGCCGGGACCAACUCCAAAAUCCACAUUGUGAUGCACGGCACGAAAGGCUUGAAGAACAGUGGGAAGGUCUUUUUGGAAGGAGGAAAGUUUGAACGGGACUUAACAGACAUCUUUAAUGUCGAGCUUGCUGCACUCCUCAGUCCCCUGAGCAGAGUCACCAUUGGACACGACAACAGAGGGAUUAGUACUGGGUGGUACUGCGAGAAGGUUGUGGUUUACUGCCCAUUCACUGGAAUAGAGCAGACUUUCCCAUGCAGUAAAUGGCUGGAUGAAAAGGAAGGAGAUGGGUUGAUAGAGAGAGAGCUCUACGAGAUGGUCUCACUCAGGCAGAAGAGACAGAAAAAGCAUCCCUGGUCGCUGUGGAUCUGGACGUCGGACCUGCCCAGCGCAGGAACCGAUGCUGAUAUCUCGUUCCAGGUGUACGGAGAAAAGGGCAAGUCAGACGAAAUCAGCCUGGACAACAAAACAGACAAUUUUGAACAAGGACAAGUUGACAGAUUUAUGGUUGAACUUCCUGAUUUGGGAAAACUGACCAAACUCCGUAUCUGGCAUGAAAAGAGGAAUCCUUUUGGAGGAUGGCAUUUAAGCAAGGCAACAUUAAUGAAAACAUUAACGAAGGAGAAGUAUACAUUUCCUUGUGAGCGGUGGCUGGAUACUAAUGAAGAUGAUAAUGAGGUUGUGAGAGAGCUUCCCGCCACCGGAGAGCUUAUUGCUGAGCCUCUGCCCUUGAUUAAAUACAGAGUAACUGUCUGCACGGGGACGGUGGGUGGUAGCGGCACAGAUGCAUCUGUUUUUCUAAAUCUAAUUGGAGACCAAGGGGACACCGGCGAUAGGGACCUGAUCAACUGCAAAAACAACGUCAACAAGUUUGAGAAAGGAAGUUUGGAUGAGUUUCUAAUUGAGGCGGUGGCCAUUGGGCAGAUCCGCAGGGUGAGAAUUGGACAUGAUGGCAAAGGUGGAGGCUCUGCCUGGUUUCUUGACAAAGUGGUUGUAAGAGAGGAAGGACAAGCUGAGGCAAAUGCCGUGGAGUUCCCCUGCAACAGAUGGCUGGCUCGCAACGAGGAUGAUGGACAGAUUGUCAGAGAAUUAGUUCCGUUUGGAGAAGGACAGCGUCUUUACAAUACCAACUAUCACAUCGCUGUGAAGACAGGUGACAUCCCCGGAGGUAGCUCUGACUCUGAUGUGUUCGUGAAGCUCUAUGGAGAGAAAGGUGACACCAGUAAGAUGAUGCUGGUGGUCUCUGCCAACGACCUGGGGAACUACUUUGAAACAGGCCGCGUUGACAUCUUCACAGUGGAAACCUUUGACAUUGGACAGAUCAACCGUCUGUUGAUCGGCCACACUAACAAAGGCAUGCGUGCGGGCUGGUUCUUGGACAGUGUUCAAAUUUUGGUUCCAGUCCAUGGAAAGAAUUACAUGUUCCCCAGCCACCGCUGGCUGGACGAAGAUGAGGCCGAUGGCAAAACAACGGUGGAGCUCUACCCAAGCGAGAUCCUGGAUGUAGAACAAUUAAUAAACUAUGAGAUAACAGUCAUGACCGGAGAUGUGGUGUUUGCUGGCACAAAUGCUGUAGUCUUCAUCCAAAUCUUCGGGGACAAGGGGAAGACGGAGGUUAUCACACUCGAAAGCAGAUCCAACAACUUUGAACGGAAUACCACAGAAAUAUUUAAGAUAGAGGCCAAAGAUGUCGGAAAGAUCUUUAAGAUACGCAUCGGUCACAGUGGCGCCGGCAUUGGAUCUGGCUGGUUCCUGGAGACAGUGGACGUGAAACAUCUCAUCAUGGCCUUGAUGCAAGAAGUGGUGCUGACAUAUCAUUUUCCCUGUUCACGCUGGUUGGCUGGGGGAGAGGAGGACGGCGAGCUGGUGGUGGAGCUGCUGCCUGAAGAUGCAGAAGAGAUGGAAGUCAACACCUACGAAGUGUGUGUCUUCACUGGUGACAUGAUGGGAGCCGGGACCGACGCCAAUGUCUACAUUAAUAUUUAUGGAGAGAACGGAGACACUGGAGAGCGCUGCCUGAAGAAUUCUGACAACAUCAAUAAAUUUGAGCGAGGGCAGGAGGAUGUUUUCAUCGUGACAGCCGUUGAUUUGGGCCCUUUGAAGAAGCUACGAAUCCGUCAUGACAACUCUGAGUCUUACUCCUCUUGGUACCUGGAUCGUGUUGAAAUAGUGGACACAAAAGAGGAUACAACAUACUACUUCCCUUGUAACCGCUGGCUUGCAGUUGAUGAAGACGACGGGCAGAUAGCGAGAGAGCUGGUUCCCGUGGAUGAGGCCUUCAUGAGGAAGGAUGAUGAUGAUGAGGGCACGAGUGGCACUCUGGGCCUGGAGCAGAAAUCUAUGUCUACUACAUAUACUCUUAAGAUAAAAACUGGAGAAAAGAAGUAUGCUGGAACUGAUUCCAAUGUCUUCGCCAUCCUCUUUGGUGAAAAUGAUGACACAGGGAUCAUCAAUCUAAAGGCUUGUAAAAACUACAAGAAUAAGUUUGAACAGGGGAUGAUCAAUGAGUUCACUGUGGAGGCCGUGGAUCUGGGCGACCUGGUAAAAGUUCGAAUCGGGCACGAGGACUCAGGGGGUUCACCUGGUUGGUUCUUGGACUGGAUCGACAUUGAUGCCCCUUCACAGGGUCAGAGGAUGCGCUUCCCAUGUGGCCGUUGGCUGGAUAAAGGGGAGGAUGAUGGUGCAACUGUGAGGGAUCUCUAUCCAGCUGACUUACAGACUGAAUUCUACACACCAUUUGUGCCUUAUGAGAUAAAGAUAUACACCACUGAUGUAUUUGGAGCGGGAACAGAUGCUGACGUGUUUAUAGUCUUGUAUGGCCAUAAGGGGGUGUGCACUCAGCAGAAGCACCUGUGUGUCAACAAGAGAGAGCGACGCUUGUGCUUUGAGAGGGGAGCUGAAGACAUGUUUAUUGUGGAGCUGGAGGACAUUGGUGAUGUUAUAGAGAAAAUCAGGAUAGGACAUGACAACAGCGGCACCAAUCCUGGAUGGCAUCUUGACAGAGUGGAGAUCAGGCGACAGCUCAGGAAAGGAAAGGGUUCUGAGACGACUAUAUUCCCUUGCGAGCGCUGGCUAGCCAAGUCUGAAGAUGAUGGUGAGACGGUGAGGGAGCUUGUCCCCUCAGACAUCAUCACUCAGAAACUCCUCAGGGAUGGGACACUGAAAACAACUGAAACUGAGGUUGAAGAUGCUUUGGAAACUCACACAUACACGGUGUCUGUGCGGACAGGCGAUAUGUACGGAGCGGGAACCGAUGCCAACGUUUUCCUCACCAUUUAUGGAGAUUUGGGAGACACAGGAGAGCGGAAACUCGCCAAAUCUGAGAAUAACAAGAACAAGUUUGAGAGAGGAGAGGUGGAUAAGUUCAAUAUUGAAGCCGUGGAUUUGGGGCAGGUGUUUAAGAUUCGUGUUCGUCAUAACAACUCUAUGGUUGGGGCUGAUUGGUACCUGGACCAGGUGGAGGUGCUGGAUGUGGAAACAGAAGAGGUAUACAUGUUCCUGUGUGAGCGCUGGCUAUCAACGAAGAAAGAGGACAAACGAAUAGACAGGACCUUCUACGUCAAGGGGUAUGAGGGUGAAAGAAGCUCUGAUCCAUAUUCCAAAAUGAUUGCUCAGGCCAAACUGGGACUGGACAAGAAUGCCAACAAGAAGAAAAAGAAGAAAAAGGCAGUAGUAGUUGAAGGGGGUCCAAUCAUCCCUUACCACUUCACCCUGUCCACGGCGAUCGAACAUGAUGCCAGCACCACAGCGAGGGUUUAUGUCAUCAUCAUUGGUCCCAAUGACGUCGAGACAGACCGGCUGUGGCUGGACCUGCCAGAGGGAAAGAAAUCCUUCACAGCUGGCUCCAUGGAGCACUUUGUGUGCUAUGGAACUGACGUAGGAGAGAUCAAGAGGGUGGAACUUGGCCAUAACGGUGUCACACCAGAGAGCUGCUGGUUGGUGGAUGAGCUGUCGGUUGCCGUGCCAACCAAAGGUAUCAAGUACAUCUUUCCAUGUAAGUGCUGGCUGGCUAAAGACAGGGGAGAUGGUCUGACUGCCAGACUGUUCAAUGUGCUGGACUCCAGCACGAUCAACAUUAUCCGCAAAGUUGUUUAUUCAGUCACGGUUGCCACAGGUGACAUUCAGUAUGCAGGAACUGAUACCAACAUUUUCCUGACCGUGUUCGGAGCCAAUGGGAGCACAGAGGAAAUGCUUCUGCCCAAAAAUGAGGAUAGGUUUGAAAGAGGGCAAGAAGACACAUUUACCUUGGAGAUAGAUGACAUCGCUCCUUUGAAGAAGAUCAGAAUUCGAAUAGAUGGCACCGGAAGCCGCCCAGACUGGUUUCUUGACAGGAUCCUGAUGAGAAACCUGACCACAGAGGAAGAGUACCUGUUCACCUACGAGAACUGGCUGUCCAAGACCAAAGGGCCCAAGAGGACAAAGGUGUGUGAGCUGGCGGCUAUGGUGGAUGACGAGGAGAUGGUAGAAAAAACAACUUACAUCAUCCAAGUCCAGACUAGUGACGCUGCAGGUGCUGGCACUGAUGCCAACGUGUUUCUGAUUAUGUUUGGGGAGUAUGGAGAUACAGGGAUGCUGCCUCUGAAAGAGAGCACCAACAGAAACAAGUUUGAGCGAAAAAUGAAGGACGUGUUCAGAUUUCCUGAUAUGCUCAGUCUGGGCGAACUGUCAAAAGUCAGAGUGUGGCAUGACAACAAAGGCCCUGCUCCUGGAUGGCACCUGGAGUACCUUGAUGUGAAAGAUGAGACCCUGGACAACACCUUCAGGUUCCCCUGUGACCGCUGGUUGGCAAAAAACGAAGAUGACGGGCAGAUUAUGAGGGAACUGGCUUGUGCCAACAAUGAUUCUGUAGACCUCAGUGACAAAACAAAAUAUGAAAUUGCCACAACAACUGCUAACGCAGAUGACGCCUCCACAACGGAAAAUGUCUGGAUCCUGCUGGAAGGAAGGAAAGCCCGUUCCAAGGAGUUUGUUCUGGAGAAUAAGAAAAAGAAGUUCUUAAGGUAGGUCUUCAGAGACGGUGCCACUGACACGUUUGAGUUCUCGUCGAAGCACGUGGGGGAAAUCGCUAGCAUCUGCGUUGGCCACAUCACAAAAGACGGCAAGAAGGUGAAGAAUGAGGCUUUCUGGCAUGUUAUGGAGGUGGUGGUGACAGAAAAGGAGCUGGGAAACAAGUAUUUCUUCCACUGUGAUGCACAAAUUCCCCUGGCAGCCAAAAAAGACCAGUUCCAGACAUUCGAGUGCUAUAAAUCCAUCGAGAGCUUUGCAAGCAAAGUCCGCAACCUGGUCCCUGUCAAGUAUGAAAUCAUCGUCAUCACCGGGGACGUCAAAGCGGGCGGCACAGAUGCAAAUGUUUUUAUCACCAUGUAUGGCGUCAAUGGUGACUCAGGCAAGCGUCACCUACGGCAGAAGUUUCGCAACCUUUUCGAGCGAGGGCGGACAGACCGCUUCGUUCUGGAGAUGCUGGACCUUGGGGAAUUGCUGAGGGUCAAAGUGGAACAUGACGGCACCAGCCCCAACAGUGGGUGGUAUCUAGAGUGUAUUGAGGUGACCAACACAGCCAAUUCAGUCACAACAAUCUUCCAAUGUGGAAAGUGGUUGCACACUGCUAAAGCUGAUGGACAAAUUCAGCGAGUGCUCAAUCCCAGAUAUUAGAAUAAUGCUAGAAAGAAAGAGUGGGUGAGCAUUUGCUUUUUCCUGUUUGACCCAUUUGUUUUGUUGGGUUUUUUUACCAAUUGUAAGAGAAACAUUGCACGGAAAAGUUAGCGUUAAUCCAUCUGAAUAUAAAUGUAUUUCAACUUUUUCAGGAUAAA
Messenger RNA from Neolamprologus brichardi, 6623 nucleotides. The record is from RefSeq and is a predicted model, not a curated record. NCBI's taxonomy places the organism in Eukaryota, Metazoa, Chordata, Actinopteri, Cichliformes, Cichlidae.